AUGUCGACCGCGACGCCGCCGUCGGCGUCUGAACUGAGACAGCAUAUGGAGGUCUUGUUCGGUAAGUCGUCCCAGCGCACUAUAAUGGUGACACGAUCAUCCGGACUCGGUAGAAGCGGCCCCACUGAGUCACGCCGAAUGCACGAGCAUGCUCGGCGCGCAGAGCUCCGGCUGACGACUCGACUUGCUUCUUCGCAGGGCCGAUGAUCAUUGGAGUUUUUUGCGAGCUAUGGUUAUUGGGCAUUAUCUUCGCACAAGUCUGUGUUUACCGAGUGCGAUACCCUGGAGAUCCAGUACACCUCAAGUGAGCCGCAGUCUGCGAUACUCAGCUCCGCGUGGAGGGUGCGAUUCAACCACGCGAAGCGGUAUUUAGACACCCGACGGGUACCCCCUGUCGCGACCCGAUUUCCGACACUGAGUGACGCUCCUCUUUCAGACUCCUCGUGGCCAUAAUGUCAGCUGGAGAGUUUUUCAAAAUGGUUCUGAACAUCAAGGCGGUAUACAGUGAUGUGAAUACCGUCACCUCCUUCGUCUCUAUGCGGUCACUCGUGCUCACUUUGCGCCCCCUCCCCUCAGUUUAUUUUCGGGCAGUUCAAAGAACUCUUUGAACCGGUGCCUUGGUACGUCCUCGUAACGCCUAUCGUCGGCCAGCUUCCGAUUCUAUCAUCGCAAAUCUACUUGUGUUUCCGAGUCUGGGUGGUUAGUCCACUUCUGGCGGCUGAUUAACCGUUGCACUCAACCAAUGAUCGAGCAAUGGUCACGCCGUUCCUUACCUCGACAGGUAUCGGGCCGAAAACUCAUCCCCACUGCGAUCGGGGUGAUUGUGACCACGUUGCAGCUUUCUCUUAAUAUCGCCUAUGUUACUCGUCGUGGUAAGGUGCAACAGUUCAACUUUAAAAAUGGUGACAUGGCCGGCUAACCCGUUCCUUUUGCGCACCUCGGCAAUCAUUCCCGAACGAUCGGAGCAGUCAUCGCUCGGCGUCUCGGCCUGAACCCCGGAAGUCAAGUCAGCCGACUGAUGCCGCCGUGGGCUUUCUCUAAUGCCGUAAGUUCUCCAACGCACUUGUUCAAAACAUCCUGCAGAGUUACCACUGUCAUGACUGAUUUUACAACGAGUCGUGAACGGAUCAAAUAGACCGCCGACGUGUGCCUUUCCUUCACACUCGCUUACUACUUGCUACAAACACGGAAGCAAUCAAUCAGCUAUCGGUAAGAUUAGUUUGAGUAAACUCAAGAUUCAGUAUCCAACCCUGAUAACAGCGCCGCUCAACCUUCUGCUGUGUUUUUCGACGCAACUCAGGCUCAACUACAUCUUGGUGCGGCUCGCGUCCCUUGCGAUCAUGACUUGUCUGCCCCCUGCAUGCAUUUCCGUCACUCUCGCCUUGCUCGAAAUCCUCGAGACUCGCAGAUUGGUGAGACCAAGCACCUUAAUGAGACCUGUUUCAAAAAGUAGAUGGGGCUGAACAUGAUGGAUUUGAACCGCUUCAUCGUGUGUUCCCCGUCGGUAGGUCUGGAUCUUCUUCGGCCAAAUUCUCGGAAGCACCUAUACGCUCUGCAUCAUUCAUGCUCGUGAGUCCCCCCCCCCCCCCCCCCCCCCCCCCCCGGGGAGCUUCUGACUGCGACGUUUCUACCUGUAAUUAAUUACUGAGGAUCAAUCUAUCUCGCCACCCACCCCAAAACCUCAAUAGUCAAUUCCCGCGAAGCGCUCGUCCAAAAAGCAACGCUCUGCGCCGCCUCGGGCAGAUCCUCACGUAUGAUAAUGACCCCUAGUACUACCCGUUUACCGGCGACGACGCUCUCUGUGCGCUUCGACGAUCCCGAAGUGAGUUUCGGUCGGAGGUCCGAGAGGAAGGUUGAGAUCUUGCAUGGCAAGAGUGGGGAAUGA
Microbotryum saponariae is the source of this 1885-nucleotide messenger RNA. The record is from the annotation of a GenBank genome assembly. Lineage: Eukaryota; Fungi; Basidiomycota; Microbotryomycetes; Microbotryales; Microbotryaceae.